This is a messenger RNA of Penicillium concentricum, 552 nucleotides long. RefSeq lists its product as uncharacterized. Lineage: Eukaryota; Fungi; Ascomycota; Eurotiomycetes; Eurotiales; Aspergillaceae. The transcript is spliced from 2 exons. The record is from RefSeq and is a predicted model, not a curated record. The coding region runs from base 1 to 552 and encodes 183 amino acids.
AUGUUUGUAUUGUUUGGUGCUUAUUAUGGGCUUUCACCCCGGGCCCAUAGCCUACCGGUGGGCCCGAGGAUAGGCCCAAAGCCCAACUAUUUAGUGGGUUGGGUUGGGCCUUGGGCUUUAUGGGCUUUGCGGAGGUCUACAUGCGAGGGUUCGCCAACUUUCCAAGAGGAAUAUGGGGGCAGCUACAUACCAAAAGUUAUCAAAACAGAAUUUGGCCUACAGGUGGUGGCGCCAGAUACUCCAUAUGUGGCAGUGGCCGGCCCAGACAAGUUACUCUUCAUCGACAACUGGUUCGAAAUCGAGACUGCAAAGCGCAUGAAGGAACACAUCGAGAAAGCAACUGUGCCAAAUCCGGACGAGUACAUCGCCAUAGACGAGGUUUUGGCUACGGCGGAAGAUGUUGUUUGCAAAGGGGAUGAACAGGCACAACCCGGACGUCGUAACCUGGACCUCAAAUUGCCUGAGUUUGAGUCCGCUGGCGAGUGGUUGGUGACCUACGACCUGGACAAUAUACCUACGGAGCGGGCCGAUAAUGCUGGGCUACAAGACUGA